This is a messenger RNA of Impatiens glandulifera, 2544 nucleotides long. RefSeq lists its product as uncharacterized. The transcript has a single exon. The record is from RefSeq and is a predicted model, not a curated record. Lineage: Eukaryota; Viridiplantae; Streptophyta; Magnoliopsida; Ericales; Balsaminaceae. Bases 98 to 2371 code for a protein of 757 amino acids.
UCUCUCUUCUUUAUCAGUCUUCCCAUCAGUCUUCUCCAGUCUUCUCCAUUGAAGCUUCACCAAAUGGUAAUGGAAUAUUUUCAGAUCUAAAGGCCAAAUGUCUACUAAUCAACACGCCCAUGUCAUUUGGGACAAAGCAAAGAACGGAUUAGAAAACUGGAAGCAACUAUACGAGAAAUGGGAUCUUCGUUUUUUCAUCAUCAUCAGUCUCUUUUUCCAGUUCUUUCUCAUCGUCGCCGCCCCUCUACGACGGCGCUCAGCCAACCCUUACCUCGUAUUCUUUAUUUGGAUCUUCUAUCUCCUCGCCGACUAUGUCGCCAAUUACUCCCUCGGUCUUAUUGCCAAGAGUCAAGUCCGGCGAGUUGAUCCCACCGGACCUUUCCAAAACCCGGAUCUCCUCGCGUUCUGGGCACCCUUUCUCCUCGUACACCUCGGAGGCCCCGACACCAUUACUGCUUACGCUCUUCAGGAUAACGAGCUCUGGCUCCGUCAUCUGUUCAGUCUCCUUUUUCAAACAGGAAUCGCCGCGUACGUUUUCAUCCUCACUCUCGCAGCUAAAAACCGUCUAUGGACUCCAACUCUACUAAUGUUCCUCGCCGGAUUCAUAAAAUACUCUGAACGCACGCAAUCGCUUUACCUCGCUAGCGUCAGGCGUUUUCGUGAAUCUUUGUUAACCGAGCCCGACCCUGGUCCGAAUUACGCGAAACUCAUGGAUGAAUACCACUCGAAGAUGCAAGCUAACCUCCCCACUAAGAUUGAGAUGAUUCCGGAGCCUCGUAAGGAAAUUCAUGUGAAAGUGGAAAAGGAUCAACCUUUAGACGAUCUUCAGAUCGUCAGAAAGGCUAAUGAGUUAUUCAUGACUUUCAAAGGGCUAAUUGCAGAUCUAAUCUUCAGUUUUCGUGAGCGAAACCAGAGCCAAACCUACUUCCUUAACAGGACAGCCAGAGAAGCAUUCACCAUUGUUGAGGUAGAACUCAAUCUGUUCUUUGAUAUUCUUUACACUAAAGCUGUCGUGAUUCAACGCCCUACAGGGUACAUUGUUCGUUUAGUCUCGUUUAUUUCGAUUGUAGCUUCCCUCUUGUUAUUCUACUUCGAGUCCAAAUUGAGUUUUCAUUCUUUCGAUGUUGGAGUGACCUACUUACUCCUAGGAGGUGGCAUUUUUCUAGAUGUUCUAUCGUUCUUCAUGCUGAUUUUCUCUGAUUGGACUGCGGUUGCUGUUACAAAAGCAGACAGACCCAAUUGGUUCAUGAAAUGGAUUAGGAAACUUCUCUUUGUCAAUAGAAAGAGAUGGCCAAACGAUCUUGAUGAUUCACCUAACUGGUUUAAUCGCUUUAAGGAUGUCAUGUUCCAUAGAAGAUGGUCUCAAACGAUCCCUCAAUAUAACCUAAUAUACUAUUGUUUAAACCAACGUUCAACGAUUAAGGCCACAUUCAUCAGCCUUGUGGGACUAACCAACAUUCUCGACGGGAUAAAAUACGUGAGAACGAAGCGAUUCAACGCAAAAUUGAGAGACUUCAUCUUCCACUCGCUUAAAGAGAAAUCCAUCAUGGCUGACGAUCUCGAGACCUCCAAAGAAAUAUACUCGUCAAGAGGCGAUUGGGCGCUCCGACUUAAGGAUAAAAGUGAGCUUCUUAGUUUCAUCAACAACGUGGACUACGAUGAGAGUGUGGUGACGUGGCAUAUAGCGACGGAUCUCUGCUAUUAUACCGAGAAAGAUAAGAACGACGUUGAAAAUCGCGAGAGAUGUAAGUUGUUGUCGAAUUACAUGUUGUAUCUCCUCAUUAGGCAACCUUCGUUACUUUCUGCCUUGGCUGGUAUCGGGGAAAUAAGGUAUAGAGAUACGUGUGCGGAGGCGUUGAAAUUCUUCGAAGGAAGAAAGUUGGACAAGAAGAAAGAGGAGAAGAAGAGUAUAAUAAUGGUGGCGAUUUUGUGGAUGGGAAAUAUGGUUUUAGGUUUAAUAAGAAAAAUUUAUGGUUGUUGUUGUUGUUGGGUAGAGAAGAAUGAAGCCGACGACUCUCCUCCAAACCCGUAUCAUAUAAAGGCGUGUGAAAGCAUUCUUGCGGUGUAUACGGAGGUUAAGCCUGUGACGGUUAAAGGUGAUAGGAGUAAAUCGGUUUUGUUUGAUGCUUGUAUAUUGGCGAAGAAAUUAAAGGAAUCAGAAGAUGAUAAAUGGAAAGUAAUGAGCCAAGUUUGGGUGGAAUUGUUGUCUUAUGCUGCUUGUAAUUGUAGGGCUUAUACACAUGCUGCUCAAUUGAGUAAAGGUGGACACUUGAUCACUUUGGUUUGGCUUUUGAUGACUCAUUUGGGUUUGGGGGAUCAGUUUCAAAUAAGUGAAGGUCAUGCAAGGGCUAAACUCAUUGUGGGUAAGUAAGUAGUAGUUUGAAUUCAUUUGUUGUCUUACUAUGUUUGUUUGUUUGUUUGUCUUAUGUACUUUAUGUGUUCUAGUAAUGUUGUGUUCUUGCAUUUAGGUAAGCAUGUUAUUGAUUAUUAGUUGUAUAAUGUACAUGACUUUGCUGCUUCUCAUUUACUUAUUAUUCUUCUCAU